This is a messenger RNA of Neopsephotus bourkii (Bourke's parrot), 3949 nucleotides long. It is a transcript of the gene CUNH6orf132, whose product is annotated as chromosome unknown C6orf132 homolog. Bases 152 to 3430 code for a protein of 1092 amino acids. NCBI's taxonomy places the organism in Eukaryota, Metazoa, Chordata, Aves, Psittaciformes, Psittacidae. The record is from RefSeq and is a predicted model, not a curated record. The transcript is spliced from 5 exons.
CCGGGUGCAACGGGAGGCACCUGGGUGGAGGGAGGGGCCGAGGGAGGGGCGCUGCGGGCCCGGCCCCCCCCAUCCCUGCGUGGUGGCAGCGGCCCCGGUGCGGCGGGGAUGCCGGUGCGGAGCGCGGCGGGCAGCGCCGGGGCUCGCCACGAUGAAGAAGCAUCACUCGGUGCAGGGCACCUUCAGCCGCCUCUUCGGGAAGCGCCAGCCCAGCCCCGCCGCCGCCUCCCUGUUCGCCACCAACCCGCCGUGGAUCUUCACGCAGGAGGUGACCUCGGACAGCGCUGGUGGCACCGGUGAUGUGAUUGAAGUGUAUUAUGGCGACAAUCGCUUUGGGACAAUGACUGACUCUGGCACGGCAACGCUGAAACCACGUCCGAGAGUCCGGCCGCUGCUGACGUUCUUACCCCUUAAUGCCCAGGAAUCCCAUGGGGUGGCUGUGCCAACGCCGUCAGUGCCAGAGGACUUUGAGGAAAAACCAUCUCUUGGAUCUGGCUCCCAGGUCAAUGGGAACUACCGCAUGUACAGCUCGGUGGGGGACCUGCGCCCGCAGGCUCUCGAUGGGGAUGACCUGGAUGAAGAGAUCCCUCCGCCGCCAUCGGUGCCCCCACCACCCCCUCCAACAGCACCGGCACCAGCACCACCAGCAUCACCGGUCCCUCCACCACCCGAAACGCUGCCCCCACCACCACCACCUGAGGUGGUGCCCCCCCCUCCUGCCAUGGCAGCUCCGCCGCCUCCAUCCUCUGCCUUGCCCUCGCCCAGCACACCGGCUCCUCCGGACUUCAUCCCGCCAGCCCCACCGGGAGCUGCUCCACUCAGCCGGGCCCCGGCUCCCUUCAGCACCGGCAUCUCCAAGUGGAAGUCCGAGACAGUGCUAAACACGAGGCAGGCGGAUGCUGAGGGACCGCUUUGCCCUGCCGAGCCUGGGGUCCCUGCUGGCCCUGGCCCGAAGGAGAGCCUGCAGCCCAAGCACUGUCCCGAGCCCCACCUCACCUUCCCCAGGUCCUUCAAGGUGCCCCCGCCAGCCCCAGCCCGGUCCUCCUCCAUCCCGGUGCAGGAGAACCAGCCCAUGGGGCAGGAGCCCUUCCCCAGGCAGCCCCAUGCCCGGCCCCCGCUCCCUCCCUGCUUCACCAUCAGACCCGCAGCCAAGGCUUACGCAGGAGAAGCUGAGCAGAGGCAUUCCCCAUUGAGACAGGCCACCACGAAGCCAACACCCCCACCACUGAGCCCCAAGCCGGGUGCAGGGCUCAGCCAAGGGGUGACUCCUGCUGGUCACCAGUCCCCGCAGCCAGGCUCCGAGGUGGAGAGGGUUCCCCAGCCAAAAACAGCCGAGAAAGCCUCUCCUCCUGCAAACCCCGAGCCUCUCACUGCCAACGACCUGGACCUCCCUCCUCCGGACUACCCGACCGCUGAGGAUGACUGGAGGGAUGCUGCCAACCUGAGCAGGCUGCGGCACGAGCUCUCUGCCCUCCUGCGCUCCCCACGGAGGGAGGAGAAGCCGGCUGCUCCCCAGCCCGUGGAUGCUGGUACCAACCACACCAGCAGCCACGAACCCAGCAUCAGUGUGCCCCAACCUGCAGGGAAGGACGUGCAGUCACCCACAGAAGGGAAGAGUGAGAAGAAAGAGGUGCCCAGCAGCAUCCCCAUUGCCAAUGGUGGCUCUCCCAGCACGGUGCUCCCCGCUCCGGACAGCGGCUCCAGCGCACAGCCCCGCAGCGUGAUGAAGAUCAGGAAUGAGCUGGAGGCUGUGCUGUCCCUGAAGAAAGAAGGGAAACCUGCCAUGGGGCUCAGCAGCCAGAAACAGGGCUCUGAGGAUGGUGGCAGCACCCCAUGUAUGAGGAAGAGCCCUCCUGACCUCAGGAAGAGCCCUCCUGACCUGAGGAAGAGCCCUCCUGACCCAGGUGAACCAGUGCUGCCAAAACCAGCCCCAAGCCCGCUCCCAGUGGAGAAGGAUGAGACGGGGCACGAGGACCACCCCGCUCCUGCCACAAGCAAGACCACAGAGAACUCGACCCCUUCUCCUGAGCCCCUCAACAGCAGCGUGAGCCCCCCAGACCCAGCUCAGGGCCCUGCGGAGGAGCCCCCUGCUCCCACCCCAUCACCCCCUGUUUCUCCUGCACAGAGCUCAGCACCGCAGCCCGAUGUACCCAUCUUCCAGUACAAGGUGCACCGGGCUGGGGCCAGCUCAGCCGAGCCACCCUGUGCCUCGAGCCCGGCUGAGCCACCCGGCCCCAUGGGCUUGUCCAGGAGCCCCUCGGGAGCAGGGCAAGAGGAGGAGCUGAUCCACCCGGUGACGGGCGAGCGCGUGGAGCCGGGGUCCCCCAUGGCUCUGCUGCUGGCAGCCCGGCAGCGCGCCCAGCGGGGCCGGCAGGCGGGUGAGGUGGGAGCCGUGCCACGGGCCAAGCUGCCCCUGAAACCCAGCAGUGCCUUGUCAGACACCGCCUCCACCAGCUUCUACCGCCACGAGUCCAAGCCUGGCUCCUUCACCGUGGUGCCCCGGCCGCCUGCGGUGGGAACAGCGGGGUCGGGAUGGAGCAGACCUCCAUCCUUCUCCAGCUCCUCGGAGCAGGGCCGGGAUACCCGCGCCGCGGGUGAUGCGCAGCCAUUGAGCAUCCCCGGGUACCGGCGGGCUGAUGCUUCCAGCCUCCUGCGAGGUCUCCUUGAGCCAGGGCAGCGGAAACAGCCCAUCCCAGCCCGCCACAGCGUGCGCAGGGAGGAGGAGAACGGGGAGACAGUGCUGGACUAUGGGAUUAUCCCCCCACCCCCUGAAUUCAGCAAUGAGGCGGAUGAGACCGAGGGGCCUCUCCCGAGCCGGGAGGAGAACCGCAAGUGCCCCAGCUUCCCCGACUGCAGCCGGGGCUCGGAGCCCCCGCGGUAUUUCAGGUGGCCCGGCUACGGCCGCAACUAUGGGGGCAACCAUGAGCCCCCAGCCCUGGAGCCGAGCAGGGGGAGCAGCGACGUGGUGCCGCAGUACCCGGAUUACAGCAGCUCUGCCGGGUACAUCGGCCGCUGCCCCAACCCGCGCCCGCUCAUCAAGAAGCGCCUUUAUGUCUCCGAGCCCGACAGCUCCUACCCCCGGGCUGCUGCACCCCCCCGUGCCUCGGGCACCCUCUCCUCCUAUGGCCCCGGGGGUUACAGCUCCUCGGCCGGGGACAGCAGCCGUCGUCUCGGCUCCAGCCAUAGGAACGGCCCCACAAGUGGCCAGGGCCGGAGGACGUCCCUCGAUGCCGCUGGGAAAGCGGCUCCGUACGGCAGCACCGAUGCCAAGUACAAGGGGCAGAAUGGGGAUUUCUCACCCCCCAGCGUGGGGGCAGCCCCCAGACCUCUCCAUGGCACCUCGCAGUACAGCGGACCUACCAACACCUUCACGGUCAGGCCUGGGGCCCGGCAGCCCAUCUCCUACACCUACCAGAGCGGGCACCGAUAGGCUUGUCCUCAGGGCUGCUCUGCCACCUUCAUCCGGCUGGGGAGCGAGAAGAAGGCAUCUCACUUGGUCAUCUGCUUCUCUUUGGGGAUGGUCCCAACCCAGCCUGGCAAACGCACUGCUUGAAACCACUGAUGGAGAAGGUGGGGAGUGAACCUGGGACCUGGACUCUUCUUGGAUGACUGUCAUGGAGAGUAGUUACUACAGAGGCCAAGCUGCUGUCUCAUUACGUGAGCAAACAUGGUUUUCCUUCUCCUGUUUCCCCCCAACUGUAUUCCUGUCAAAAUUGCAGACUGAUAGGUCUCCUAAGAAAGCCAGGAAGUAUCCUGUUCUCUUUAAAGAGCAUCACCACUGGAGAGAUGGUUUUCAGUUGAGUUUUUCAGUUGGUUUAAAUCAAAAUGGUCAGGAAAAGGGAGAAACCAACUGGAGAUGUGCCUAACGGAUGCAAGCUAAAUGUAGGGGAAUUAAAGUUAGAAUGUGAGGCUGAUCGGAUGGAAAUGGAGUUCAGGAUGUCUACAUCCU